UUCUCCUUUUACAAAAUAGUAGAUAAGCAUGCCACGAAUGCUCUUGGGAAUUGCUACCAUGGUCAUGACCAGCGCCGUACCCACCAACCUCGCCGACCAAGUGCCCGCAUUCGAAGUCCCCAACUUCGACUACCAAACGCUUUCGACCGGAAACACGCCCAACGACGUACUCACCGCACUCAAGAAGGACGGCAUCAUCAGCUUCACCAACGUACCGUCCUAUGCUCAAGUGCGUCGCUCCUACCUCGACUCGGCCGCUGCCUGUGCCGUUUCCGCGCAAGAGGCCAACGCUGAGUUCCUGCUGUCCAAGACGCUCACGGACGGUACGAAUCGCUACACCAUCAGUACGCCGUCCGGACAGGAUGCCAACGCCACUGCCACCACGACAGACGCCGCGUGUCCGGGUUACAAGACCAUCUACGAUGAGUUCUCUUCACUGCUGGAAUUGGUUGUGCUGAAUGUUGCCACGACGCUCGAUGCCACCAGCUUCACCACGAAGGACGGCUACGGCCAGACCGUCUGGAGUCGCAAGCUCAUGACGGAUGCCGUGCGUCUAGACCAUUUCCACGCGUACGAGACACCGUCUCUGCAUGAGCGUAGACUCAUGAGCGCGGACUCCGGCACCAAGGUGUCGACGUCUUCCAAGGACGAAUUCCCGCUCGAGUUGCACGAGGACGACGGCAUGUUUAUCGUGUUCGCCACGCCCGCCUUCUACAAGGUGAACACCGACGCCGCCAACGGUGCGCUCGAGUCUGUUUCGGCCGGCGGUUCGGACGACUCGGAGUCGGGUCUCAUCAUCCAGCGCCGCGAUGGUCAGCGCGUGCGUCCAAUUCUCAAACCCGACCAAGUGACACUCAUGGUGGGCACGGGUUACAACCGCUGGGUGGGCACGUCGGAGCAGCUCCCGGCCGUGAUGCACGGUAUGCGUAUGCCCGAGGUGAAGACGACGGAGACGCAGCGUUUGUUGCGCGCAUGGUUCGGCAAGAUGACGCUACUGCCGUCGUACCAGCGCAUGCUGAAGCAAAUGGACUUCGGCGUGCACGCGAACACGACGGCGCAGUACGUGCAGCAGGGGUAUCAGUCGGACCACCAGUUGCUGGGCUGCGCUCCUGGUCGUCACUUGGUCGCAUCUGCUGACGCUGCAUGCAGCUACAAGGAAUGCAUCCGGAAGGAUGGCGCAACAGCACCCUCGGAAGGCUGCUCGGUUGUGUGCAACCGUGGUCAUUCCACCGACCCUGCUGACUGCUCUAAGAGCUGUUUAUGCACUGCCAGCUCACAUAGCGCAACAUCGUGUUGGAUGCUGUGCGUGAAGGACUUGGACACUUGUGCGAAAACCCAGCAGUCGUGCUCAGGCCAGACCAGAGUGUGCUCAUAGAAACCCACAAAACAGUAAAGACCGUAAGAAACUU
Molecule: messenger RNA, 1409 nt
Organism: Phytophthora infestans T30-4
Lineage: Eukaryota; Oomycota; Peronosporomycetes; Peronosporales; Peronosporaceae
Exons: 1
Coding region: 38-1375 (445 amino acids)
Source: RefSeq, a predicted model, not a curated record